Molecule: messenger RNA, 1316 nt
Organism: Panicum virgatum (switchgrass)
Lineage: Eukaryota; Viridiplantae; Streptophyta; Magnoliopsida; Poales; Poaceae
Product: chaperone protein dnaJ 6-like
Exons: 5
Coding region: 300-863 (187 amino acids)
Source: RefSeq, a predicted model, not a curated record
AUCCUCUCGUCCUCUCUCCCUCCCCUCCCCUCCCCUCCGUCUCCCAUCAAUCUCACCCUCGCCCCGAGAUAUUUUCCCCUGCCACCGGCCCCCGUUAUAUAUACAGCCUGGCCGCCCCCGCCGCUUUCCCUUCUUCGUCGCCAUCGCCAUCAGCUCCGCCACCAUUCAUUCCCGGUAGAACCUGCCGUGCAGCAGAUGCUCUAGCACCAGCUCGCGAGGACACGAGGGGGAGGAGGAAAGAGGCCGAAGCGCCCAGAGUCGUGUGAUUUGGCAAGGAUAAGCUUAGGUUUGGGCGGGCGAUGAGCGAGGCGCAGGGGAGCAGGAUGCAGCCGCCGGCGAGGUCCUCGUACUACGCCGUGCUCGGCGUCCGCCCUGGCGCCUCCGCCGCCGAGAUACGCGCCGCCUACCACCGCCUGGCCAUGAGGUGGCACCCGGACAAGAUCGCCAGCGGCCGCGCGGCGGCGGACCCGGCGCGCGCGGAGGAGGCCAAGACCAGGUUCCAGCAGAUACACGAGGCCUACCAAGUGCUGUCGGACGAGAAGAGGAGGGCGCUCUACGACUCCGGGAUGUACGACCCGCUCGACGACGACCAGGAGGACGUGGAGGGAUUCCACGACUUUCUCCAAGAGAUGAUCUCGCUCAUGGCCACCGUUGGCAGAGAGGAGCCCGUGUACAGCCUGGGCGAGCUCCAGUCCAUGCUGGACGGGAUGAUCCAGGACUUUGCCGCCCCCCAGCCGGAGCCCAGCGGCUUCUUCGCCGGAGGCCAGCCGGGCGGCGCGGAGCCGAGCGGCGCUUCCGCGCGCUUGCAUCCCCAGGGGAUCGGCGACUCGGCGUGCUUCAGCCGGACGGCGUUCUCCCGGUGACGGCCGCUCUAGAGUCAGGUUCAGAGAUCCGCAGAAGAGCAGCAGCUUCUGCACCCGUGGACAUCCAGAUCGAUCAACGGAGGAGGGAAUGUACAUGGCAGCUCUUGAAAUGGACGGUGCAGAAGGUCAACGAGCCUGUGGCGUCGUCCGCUCGACCAACUCAUUUUGGGGAAGGUGGAAAUUGUUCUAGGAGAGAAAGGGGUAGAAUCUCGCGCCACAAAUGAGGCAGCUAAUAAAAGGAUUUUUGUUUUGUGUUUCUUGUUAAGCAUCAACGCUGUACAUAUGGCGAGAGAUGAAGAACUGAUGUUGCCCUUGUAAUAGCUUGGAUUGCGUGUGCUUGGUGAGGCAAUAGGUACAUUUGAAAGGCGUGACGACGUGUGUGUAUUGGAGCUCUGGAUCAAUGAUUGGCAUGCGACACUUGGAAGAUAUUCUGAGGCCCUGAUUGCCCCCCAA